This is a messenger RNA of Falco peregrinus (peregrine falcon), 8687 nucleotides long. RefSeq names its product Ro60, Y RNA binding protein (gene RO60). The transcript is spliced from 9 exons. NCBI's taxonomy places the organism in Eukaryota, Metazoa, Chordata, Aves, Falconiformes, Falconidae. Gene Ontology annotation, molecular function: RNA binding. Bases 178 to 1794 code for a protein of 538 amino acids. The record is from RefSeq and is a predicted model, not a curated record. Gene Ontology annotation, cellular component: ribonucleoprotein complex.
AGCCGGCUCCGCCGCCGCCCCGCCUGCCCUCCCCCCGCCAUCGCCGGGCGGCCCCGCCGCUCCCUGCGGCCGCGCCGCCGCUCGGUGCCGGAGGCCGCGCAGGCCCUGCCGCGCAGGCCCUGCCCCGCGGCCCGCCCCGGCCCGCGCCUCGCAGCAGAGUUCUUUGAGGUGUAGACAAUGGAGGACGAGGAAACCCAAGUGCAACUCCUGGAUGAAAAGCAGGUGCCGAACUCUGACAGUGGUUAUGUGUGGCAUGUCACCGAUAUGACUCGACUGCAGCGUUUCUUGUGUUUUGGCUCAGAAGGUGGUACUUACUGCAUCAAGGAGCAGAAGCUGGGCUUUGAAAAUGCGGAAGCUUUAAAAAGACUGAUUGAAGAGGGUAGAGGUGGUGAAGUUGUUCAAGAAAUAAAGACUUUUAGUCAAGAAGGCAGAGCAGCAAAACAGGAGCCCCUGCUUUUUGCACUUGCAAUUUGCUCACAGUGCUCUGAUGCAAAAACCAAACAAGCGGCAUUUAAAGCUGUUCCUGAGGUGUGUUGCGUACCAACCCAUCUCUUUACUUUCAUCCAGUUUAAAAAAGAUCUGAAGGAGGGCAUGAAAUGUGGCAUGUGGGGCCGUGCACUGAGGAAAGCAGUUGCAGAUUGGUACAAUGGGAAGAAUGGCAUGGCUGUUGCUUUAGCAGUUACAAAAUAUAAACAAAGAAGUGGUUGGUCUCAUAAAGAUCUUCUGAGGUUGUCCCACCUAAAACCUGCCAGUGAAGGAAUUGCUGUAGUCACUAAAUACAUUACCAAAGGGUGGAAAGAUGUCCAAGAGGCUUAUAAAGACAAAGCAGUUUCUGCUGAGACUGAAAAACUCUUGAAGUAUCUGGAGGCUGUGGAGAAAGUAAAACGCACAAAAGAUGAAUUGGAAGUUAUUCAUUUAGUAGAGGAAUAUGGUCUAGUUAGAGAGCAUCUCCUGACAAACCAUCUGAAAUCUAAAGAGGUUUGGAAGGCAUUGCUGAAGGAGAUGUCCAUUGCUCUGCUGUUGAGAAAUUUGGGAAAGCUGACAGCAAAUUCGGUGCUUGAACCGCGAGGUUCAGAAGUGGCAAUAGUAUGUGAAAGACUGAGAAAUGAGAAACUGCUAAAAAAGGGCAGAAUACAUCCAUUCCAUAUUUUGGUUGCAAUAGAAAGCUAUAAAGCUGGACAUGGAAGCAGAGGGAAGCUUUGGUGGCGUCCUGAUGAAGACAUUUUAGAAGCUUUAGAUGCCUCGUUUUACAAAACUUUCAAGACAGUUGAACCAACAGGAAAACGCUUCGUACUUGCAGUUGAUGUCAGUGCAUCGAUGACACAAAAAGUUUUGGGCAGUGUGCUCAAUGCUAGCACAGUUGCAGCAGCUAUGUGCAUGGUUGUAGCACGUACUGAGAAGGAUUCCCAUAUCAUUGCCUUUUCACAUGAAAUGGUCCCUUGCCCAGUGACGGCUGAUAUGACGUUACCUCAAGUAUUAGUGAAAAUGUAUGAAAUUCCAGUGGGUACUACUGAUUGUUCCCUUCCAAUGAUAUGGGCUCAAAAAACUCAGACAGCUGCUGAUGUCUUCAUUGUAUUUACUGAUAACGAGACCUUCACUGGAAAUACUCAUCCUGCAACUGCUCUUAGAGAGUACAGAGAGAAAAUGGGUAUUCCUGCUAAACUGAUUGUUUGUGGAAUGACCUCAAACGGUUUUACGAUCGCAGAUCCAGAUGACAGAGGCAUGUUGGAUAUAUGUGGCUUUGAUGCAGGAGCUUUGGAUGUUAUUCGAAACUUCACUUUGGAUUUGAUUUAGUUUUCUAGACAUCUGCUCUUCCCAGUGGGUCCAUUGCUGGCAACAGACUUCACCCUGGGACCUCCCAGCCAAAUAUACUUUAUUAGAACAUGGCACAUCAUAUACAUAUUGGAAUGUUACCUUUUUGUGAAGGGAAAACAAGAAAAGCAGAUGAGAAAUCUCUUUUCUCUUUUUUCCUGUUGCACACAAUUUAACAAUGGGAAGUUUGCUAAAAGUAGCUACAGGGUUACUCAAGACAUAAAUUAAUUUCAUUUAUAAUAGUUUAUAAAUACUGAGAGAUUUUUAAUUCCCCCCCCCCUCCUUGCUGUGGAAUGCUUGUUUGCAAGAAUAAAUUGAUUAAUUACUUAAGAUGGGGCAGGAAAAGAGAGCGGCUUUAGUAUUUUAAAUAAUGUCAGUUUAACAGCAUCUUUGAGAGAGAUUUUUCUUUGAGCUUUUUUUAACCUCUGUAUUUUAAACUACUAAGGUUCGACAGUUGCCAUUGUUACACUACACAUCUACAAAAGAAGUAUUUUCUGGGACAUGUGAGACCAUGUGACUGUGACACAGUAUAAAAGCCACCCCGUGAAAUUUUAUACUGAUAAAACUGAAAGGAAGAGCUCAUACUAAUCUUUUUUAUCCAGAUUAUCAUCUCAGUUUUCAGGAGUAAAGCAUAACUCUCUUUAGGUAAAUUGAGGGGCAGUUUCUGUACAAUGCUGUUUCAGAAGCACUAUUUUAGAAUUAAUAUGCUUUACAGGAAGCUCUAAAAACUGGUUUUAAUAGAAAAAGACCUUGGAAAUGGCUGGGAAGCUGCAUUCAGUCCAUGUUACAACUUGAGGAAGCAUCAGCACACUUUCAGUGAGGAAGAUCACCAAGCGCAUGUGUCUUGGCCUGCUCUUGAAGCUGAGUGGUAACAACCAGAAACAAAAAGCUAUGUUUUUUUUUUCCCCAAAAGAACGUGUUCAAUGAUACAGAAACAAUCUUCCUAACAGGAGCGUAUUUACUUUUUUAAAAUCUUUUGUAGAUUAACAUUACUUCUGAUUUCAUAAAUUAAUUCAAGCUAACAUUUUUCAAAACUACCUCCAGUUUAUAGUGACCAAUUCUUAAGAACUUUUAUGAAAUGUACAGUUGUCUCCUUCAUGUUCUCAAAAUCUUGUUUAGGAAGUGAUUGGAACUGGAUAUUUUUUUUUUCUUUUAAUUUAGUCUCAUACUAGGAGUGUGAGUAAAUAAGGAGAACGCUAGUGAAUAUCUUAUCACUUUGGAACAGGAACUGAUAGCAAUUCAUGUGUAUAUGUAUUUAAUUCUGUGUGUAUGUUUUUAUAUAUGUGUGUAUAGGGGGGAAGUUAAAAGAUCUCUUUAGUAGAUCACAAUUUUAGAAGAUGAGAAAGGUGUUUUGGGUUUUUUUAGUGGUGCUUUUACAAAUUCCCCGAAGACAUAUGUAUGCCAGCCUCUUUUAUGCUAAUUCUGGCUGUUUUAAACAGUGAAUUUGAUGUUAAUUUGAAAACAGCUAUGGUUUAUAAAAAUAGCCCUGUUGUGGUGAAUGACAUAUAAGACCAUAUUUUUCUGCCUAAACCCCAAGCUUUUAAAUGUGAAAUUCAAGUUCAUAUUAUACUUUUUAUACUUGUAACACUUUUCGUCAUGCCUCGUACAUAUUGAUUACAAAUUCAGAGCUCGCAUUCUGUAGGAUGGAUAUCUCCUUCGGUGCUAAAACAUGAGGUUACGUGUUACUGAGGGUAUUCUGCUAUACAGUUAUAUACUCCACCUUAACUAAUAGAUCAAAACAGUGAGGGAAGCCUUUUCUGACGCUAAAACCUUGGCUUAAAGAACUGAUGGUAGGACUGUUACCUUUCAGUGGACAUGAAUGCAGUUACUACUGAAUUACCACUGCUGUUAUGAUACAGCUCUGAUGGAAUGCUUGAAGGAUAAGGAGACUGCAACCAGCUUGUCAAGUGUCAUCUAGAAAAAAGCAAACUUUCCCACAAAAGCUGAGUUGUAGCAAUCGGGAGUUUGAAAAAGAAAACUAGCCAUUUCUUAGGGAAAAUUUCUUAACCACUUUUAGUCUCCUUUCUAAAUUAACACCAUGAAUAUGGGGAGUAAACUCAUUUGUUCAGUACAUGUUAAUAAUUAUUUAAAGUAAAUGCACUGAUGUUUUGGGGUUGGUUUUGGUAGAAAUGUGUUUUAAAUUACACAAUAAUAGCCAAACAUCUGAUUAGGUGUUUCCUUCUAAGCUAGAGAUGUUGACAAUAACUGAUAGAUAAGUAUCUUUUGCAAGUACUUUUUCUUAUUUGGAGUAGUAUGUGUGAAGUAAUAGGAAAUAUUUUGGGCUAAAUAUAAAAUGAAAACUUAAAACAGAUAUUUCUAGUAACUGUGCAGUUAAUUGAUAAAUUUACUGCAAGUAAAAGAUUAGACUAGUUACUAACGGGUUGAACAGUUACAGUAGUGUUGCAUCUUUGAAAGCAGUCCAGUUUAAAAUGCAAUUUCUUGACCUAGAGUGUAAAUGAAGAUGAACUUUUCAGUAGAACUUAGAGAAAAUGUAGCUCCCUGUAUCUAUUGACACCAGAUAGCUUUGCACCGUGUUAAAGAUAGCCAUCCGUGCUGGAGCACAUAAUAUGCUCCUACAUAUUUACCGUAUCUCUGUACUAAAAAGUCUUGUUAGAAAUAGAAUAUUCUAAGUGGUUUGGGUAUCUGAUAUAAAACUAGCACCAAUGAAUGAGAUCAUGUUGUCAUUUGCUUUUCCUUUAAGAUUUUCAGAGAGGGGGAACUGGAGUAAACGCUGACAGCUGAAACUUUGCAGUGUGUUGACCUUUGUUUCUACCAUUUUCUGUCUGGUUUUGUUACUACCUUACAGUAAAGGGCACAGAAGAAUGAUGCUGCAUAUUCCUUUUCCACAGACUGGAUCUUUUAUUUAAUCUGUCCAUAUACUGAAUUUUAGGGGACAGCAUGACUCACUUGCCAUAACAUAAACCUGUCCUGAUUUUAGCCAUUAGUUAUUAAACUGAUAAUUUCCAAAACUAUCUGGACAUCAAGAGGCAAUAAUUACUUAGUGUUCAAAAAAUAAUGAUAAGGGAGCUAAGACAAAAGUUUCUAAGCUUAAGGAUUAAUUCAGUAUACAAUAAAUAACCAACCCUUUCACCAGAGAGGAGACACAGACUCUCUCAAGUUGAUAGUGUUGUUUGCAUUAGAGGAAUACUUUGACUAACAAAACAAAAAUGGGGCUGUAAUUGUGCACUGCAGUUUACCAAUGAAACUGAACAGGGACAAGUUUAAAGAUGGUUAAUUUUAUUAAAAACAGUAAUUUUAAAAAAAAAAAAGGCCUAAAUGCAGAGAGCAACUUUAGACUGGGUGAAUGCAGGUUUCUUGGUAUCUAAAAGAAUUAAUAGGUUUUCAGUUUGACUGCCAUUUUAUUCUGUCCCCCGUAAUUCUGAAGUGUUAAGAGUGUUAUGUCUAAGACUAUAAUGUUCAGGCACUUUAGCUUUAAGAAUGAAGAAAAGGAUGUAAUGGCUGGAUGGAAGUGCAGCAGAGGUAAAACUUCUGUAGCGAAAGGCUGUAAAGAAUGAACAUCAAAGGUCAGGCUUCUUCCUGGAAGGGACACAACCAAGAAUGUGGCGAGGGCAGAAAGCACUCAAGACCUGUUAAAAGUCAUGCAAUGCAUACAUUGAUAUAGUGUAAUAACUCGAAGUCAGUAAUUUUGCCAAGGAAUAGAAUUUCGUGUCAGGAAUUUUAGACUGGUAGCAAGGAGGCAGAGAGUUUGGGAUGCUUAUGGAAUUGGAUUACAGGCAAAACGUGGGGUCUGUACCUACAAUGCUAUUUUAAAAAAGGGGAGCCUAAAAGUAGGUGUAGAUCUGAAGUCAGCAGGGCCAGUCUUAAGUUCCCACUGUGUCAGGGCUGCUAAUAACUGGCCCUAAAAUAUCUUGCUACUUAAAACCACUGUUAAGCCUGUUUGUUAAACGCUAAUCUUUAGGGGGGUUGUGUUCUUUUUCAUUGUUCUCUAAUUGGGGCCCAUAAAUGGGAAUGGCUUUGAAAGGCUUUUCAAUGAAGUCUGUAUUCCUGGCUUAAAAGAUAAACCAGCAGUUUUGGAAAUUUAUUUUAAUACUGGCUUUGUCUGUAAAAACACUAGGAAAAUAUUUCACUCCAUUGCAAAAUGCUGUGCAGCUUAAUCGCGUACCUAACUUAUGGCCACCAUACUCAAAGCACUGGUAUGGGUUCAGUUUGUUUCUUUUGGCUGUGCCCUUCCUUUUCUCUGUUAACGUUGGCUUUUUUUCUCCUUUCCCGUUUCCUUGUCACCUCAGGCCUAUACUUGAAUCUCUUUUCACAUACAGGCUCUCAGCCAUUCCCCUUUUUUUUUACCUCUCUUCUGCUUCUGCCUUCUUGCUGACAAUGAGCAUGCUAGCUUAGCUAAAUAACUUAUACCAGAACUGAUGUCAUAGUAUUUAUCUUAAUUUUUAAAAGCUGGUUAAUUUUUUUCCUUCCUUUGAUAAUGUAAGUCUCUUAAACAUUCAAUUUGCUGUAUCUAUCAAAUUUUCGGUAAAGCUUUGUGUAAAGAUCAGUAACAAAAGUAUACUUGGUUUAUUUACCAAAAUCAAACAUCUGCCUGUGAAUGGCUUUAUUUUGAUAACGAAACUGCUUAAAAUUGGCCUUUCAUAUUAAAAGCUUUUUGUAGAAUGAGCUCAAUGGGUCAGAGCUUUCCAUUCUGUUAAAUAUUAUCAAGCUGCUGUUCCAUGCAGUAUUAGGGAAACAUUUACAUUAAUAUUCUGGAUAAAUGGGCAGCUUCUUUGUAGUAUUGGUCAGAGAAAAUCUUCAAAGAAUAGGAUGUAGAAGUAAACCUGUGCAAAGGAUCACUUGUUUUUUGCUUUUAAUUUUAAAGCAUUUCAUCAGUUUAUAGGUUUAUUUUGCUAUUUACAGUGGUUUACAGUGGACAAAUAUGGUGUAAGCUGUUUUGAUGACUUUAUUGCUGGAAUGGUAGGGAUUUCAUCGUACCAUGCUACAGUAUAGCGUACAAAAUUGCUGAGUAAGAGUUGGGGGGGGUAAAGGUAAAACACUAGGACAGCGUAUUUUGUACAUGCUGCUCUAAGGGCUAAGAUGUAAGAUGAGCUCAUUUCAGCAGAAGGUAUGGUGUCUUUAAAUAUGUGUGCUUACAUUUGGAUUUAUAAUUUUGAUACUGUAAAGCGUGGUUUCUUUAGGUAUUUCUGCAUUCUGAAUUUAAGUUUAAAUAUAUAUAUAUUUGCAUAUAUAUAUGUGGUAUGUUGAGAACUUUUAGAAAUGCUUCAUUAACAAGUAAUGAAUAUAAACAGCUGUUUUCCUAAUGUUACCAGCUUCUUAGAGUUAAGCACAACUAGUUAGAAAUAAAAUGUCUUUUCUAUUACAUUCUCCUAUAAAAGUGCAGUUCUACUCUUCAAAAAUAAUACUGUAUAAAGGAGUGAUGGGCACAUUGACAACUCUGUCUGCUUAGUGGAAUAAGCUGAUGCUUCCUUCCAGCUUCUCAUGCUUUUCAGGAGCACGGUAUUUAAGCUGGAUGAACGGGUAUAUCUUAAGUACAGAAUCUUUUUGUGGGUCAUUUUUAACAUUCGGGUCCCAGGGCAAGCAUGAUUUUAAGAUAAACAGCUUUGUCAUGGAGACAAUGCUAAGCAAAAAUUACAGAAAUGUUUAAUGACUGCUUCUGAAUUCCUCCCUUUGUUUUUUUUUUUCUAGAGUAGAACCACACUUUAACUGCCAUAUCGUGUUUAAGUAACUUAAACAUAACAUGGCUUUGUGCCAUCCAGUAAUGAAGGCACUGUCUUGCUGCUACUUUCUAUGAAGUGAUACACAAUUAACAAGAAACUAUUUGGAUGGGGAGCCUUAUUAUGCUUAAAAAGAAACAUAAUUAACCCUUUGAGUGCCUUAAGACAUACCUUCUGUAAUAAACGGGCACUCACUUGGAUCGGCAGGCAUACAGCAUGUUUUCUCAGCAGUUGGAGUAGAAUAUUGCCUUCAGUGACAAUGCCCUGGGAUUUCUGAAACUUAGAACUCAAAGGGUUAUUUUAGACUACUGGUUUGGGACUUUUUGUUAAAACAGGGAACAAAAUGAAAAGAUCUUUGGAAAAAUUCCAUUGCGUACUACUAUUUUUACAUGAUGGAUUUACCAGCUUUCAGGUGCAAAAUUAUUGUUAAUCUUCUGAGAAAACAUAACUGGUCUAAGAAUUCUACACAGAGAAAAAGAAUACUUGGUUACCACUGUAUGUGCAAAAUAAAUUGCUUUAUUAAGUAUAAGUUUAGGGAGAGAUGCACGUUUGUGUCUGUUUACCUUGAUGACUGUGUCCUUGUAAACAAAAUUUUACUAAGGCAGUGAUGAAGCUAGCAAAAUACAGUACAUGGCAAUAAUAAAAAUGUAACGAGGUCAGCGUGUCUAAUAGCUUAUUACAUGUUAAAGAUGCACAGUGCAGCCAAGUGUAUACUAAAGACUUUCUACAAAGGAUGUGGUUUAAACUUAUUUCAAACCUGCAUUGCAAAAAUGAAGCUGUCAAAUUGAUACCCUUACAGUCCUAGGUAUCUGGAGUUGAAAACAAAUGGGAUGCUUUUUGGGGAAAAAAGUACUUCAAGUGCAUGUAGCACUGAAAGCAAUGGAAAUAACGGGAGUCUUACUCAAAAGAAUUCAGUAAAAAUUCAUUGACUAAUGUUUUUAUUCCAAACUGUGCACCUUUAGUAGUGUAAUGGUCCCUUUUACUAAAGAAUGGGAUAUAAUUUUCUACUUGCAUAUGAACCUUCUUGAACUAACCAAGAGUCUUGGUAUUGCCUGGUCUGGCUUUGGGUGUACAUUGUACUGAAACUAUUGAAUUUUAGACAUUUCUUGUAGACAUCUAACUGCAAGUUAAAAUCACUAGUAAACUGCGUUCUGACUGUAGAACUUAAGUACUUAAAUAAACUCUAUGCAUAUUAGACUC